This is a messenger RNA of Cooperia oncophora, 219 nucleotides long. Lineage: Eukaryota; Metazoa; Nematoda; Chromadorea; Rhabditida; Trichostrongylidae. The record is from the annotation of a GenBank genome assembly.
AUGUCAUACUUGCAGAAGAGGAUCAUCGCCAUAGUGGAUGUUAUACGCUGUCUGAAGUGUUUGGCCGAUCGUCAAAAGAAAAAAUUGAAAAAUUGCCAAACUAUGCAAACUGGAGCAGUCAUAAACUUGCAUGUCUUCAGUUCACCAUGGGCACAACAUCCGAACCAAAGUUGGUCGCCAUUUCGCAUUUUCAACUACUCAAUGGUGCUCGUGCAGUAG